Neopelma chrysocephalum (saffron-crested tyrant-manakin) is the source of this 2145-nucleotide messenger RNA. Its product is annotated as cytoglobin-1-like. Gene Ontology annotation, biological process: oxygen transport. The record is from RefSeq and is a predicted model, not a curated record. Gene Ontology annotation, molecular function: iron ion binding; heme binding; oxygen binding. The coding region runs from base 1413 to 1817 and encodes 134 amino acids. The transcript has 4 exons. Lineage: Eukaryota; Metazoa; Chordata; Aves; Passeriformes; Pipridae.
CCCUGGGAUCUCCUGAGAUCUUGGGAAUUUUUCUGAGGAUUUGGGGAUGAGAAAGGAGAUGACUGUGCAGCUUUUUAUUAGACUACUCUUUGUUUACUGUGAUGAAAAGGGAGAGGGAGGGAAGGUGCAGGGGCAAGUUUUGGUGAAGUCGUUUGAGGCAUCCCUCAGCAAUGGUGGGAUACAACCCCAGCAAGUCCAAUUAAUCCCUGCAAGUUUGGAGCCAGCACUUUCCUUCUGCCCUAGGGUAUCAGGCUGAUUUUGCUUGCCAUGCUGCAUAUUUCCCCCUCACAUCUGUUUCUUCCCUCCUCUAACCCAACCCAAACAAUAUGAGGUUUUGUCUGCUCUUGGCAUCCAGCAGCAGUUUCUCAAGCCCCUUAGCCCUUAUUUUGUGUGCGUGCCCUGGACUUAACCAGAACAUUCCUGCCAGAGGUUAAGCCCAGGCAGGGAUAAUCCAAGAAAUAUUUUUGCCUCCAGAUCCAAGUGACCAUGAUGAUAACAGGCUCAUAGAUACCAUUUGCAGCUCCACACUGGCCCUUCUCCUGCCUCUUAUCUCUCUCCCAGGCAGGCAGACCUUAGAGAUAGGACAGAGAUCCCAGCUGCAAACCAAGAGGAUUAGGGCAGUGAAAUGCCUGUGUUCCUGGCUUGGCUGAGCUGAACCAUUUAUCUUCUGUGUUACAAUGAGGCGGCUUUCUAGGGCAUUGUGGGCGUGGAUGCUGUGCCAUCCUGCCAUCACUGUCCUUGCAAUGCUGUCAUUUUGAGCUGGCAAAGCCUCCCACCCACAUGAGACCAAAGCCAAGAGCAGCUGCGGAGUGAGCCCUGCUACACCAGAGGGGUAUGGGGAAAGCAGUGACCAUCGCAUGAAAGCAGAACUGGAGAUAGUUGCUGGAGCUGGAAAUGGGAUCUUUGGACUGAAGGACUAAAGGGUGCUGGGAAGAGGGGACAUUAGAGCACCACAGUGCCCACAGCAUAGCAGCGCUCCUGGGGAGAAAACCAGGAAAAUUAAUGCCUGGGCAAUGAUAUCCCUCAGGAAAUGGGAGCCAAGCACUGGCUUUGGCAAGGGUGAGAGGGGAGGAGAAUUGAUCUUUUUCUUCGCCUCUGAAAACUGCCCUUUUUUCCCUUUCUCUUCUCAGACAGUGAGACCUUUGCUGUGGCACCUGACCCACGGUGAGAGGGCUUGUCCCCCCUCCUCAUGUGGUUAGUUUCUUUCCUGAUUAAAAGUGAUUAGGUAGCCCUAAAGCCUGCAGAAAUGUGACCGAGGGGAACGGAGACAAAGAGUCCCUUCAAGAUAUCUUAAAUCCCCAGGGCAGUAUUUAGAGAGCCCUGAGGAGAGAACUGGAGCUGAAAGACCCUGCCAGGACCUCCCUGUCCUUCUUCCUCCUGCUGCACCCUUCGUUGCCAGCGUCUCCUCCACCAUGUCGUUCUCCGAAGCAGAAGUGCAAAGUGCCCGCGGUGCCUGGGAGAAGAUGUAUGUGGAUGCUGAGGACAACGGGACAACUGUGCUGGUGAGGAUGUUUACUGAGCACCCUGACACCAAGUCCUACUUCACACAUUUCAAAGGCAUGGACUCUGCUGAAGAGAUGAAACAGUCGGACCAAGUCAGGGGCCAUGGCAAGAAGGUUUUCACUGCCAUCAACAACAUGGUGCAACACCUGGACAAUUCUGAGGCUUUUCUUGGGAUAGUGAACCCACUCGGCAAGAAACAUGCCACUCAGCUGAAGAUUGACCCCAAAAACUUUAGGAUUAUCUGUGACAUUAUCUUACAACUGAUGGAGGAGAAAUUUGGUGGAGACUGCAAAGCUUCCUUUGAGAAGGCAUGAACAUCUCCAGGCCAUGGAUUUCACAGCGUAACUCCCAGCAAAUUACUCUGGCUGUGUUCCCUGGUGAGGGCAAUAGCACCGAGCUCACUGGCUCCUGUGCUACUCAGAGCGCACCCAGCUGAGGGAAGCUGCUGCCUCACUGAGUGGGUGGCAUGGUGGGCUCAGCCCAGCAUGUGACAUCCUGUCCAGUUGCACAGCCUCAGCCUCCCUUCAGUGGUAACUGAGUCCUGAACUAUUUAAUUGCUUUUCUUCGUAUUCCUUAGACGUGGUGAAACAAUCAGCUAAUAACUGCAAAUAACCACAUGCUGGUUUGCUUCAGUGUAACACA